AGAACAAUAAAAGUUCGUAGAUAUUUUGACGAGGAAGCAAGAGAUGAACCCAUCGUUGACCCAGACGGCUACAUCGCAACUAGAAGAACGGUUCAAAGGUCAGACCUUCGUUGCCAAGACAUUCCAAAAGUGCAUAUUGAAGAUGACAGCUAG
Molecule: messenger RNA, 153 nt
Organism: Paramuricea clavata
Lineage: Eukaryota; Metazoa; Cnidaria; Anthozoa; Malacalcyonacea; Plexauridae
Source: the annotation of a GenBank genome assembly